Messenger RNA from Triticum urartu, 2499 nucleotides. The record is from RefSeq and is a predicted model, not a curated record. NCBI's taxonomy places the organism in Eukaryota, Viridiplantae, Streptophyta, Magnoliopsida, Poales, Poaceae.
AUGGUGAGACAUAAGUGUCGUAUUGCUCUGCGCCAUGCCAUUUCCUCAGAUGAAUAUAAGAUCUUGGGGAAUCUGCUUGGAACUAUUCUAGUGAACUCUAAUGACUAUGAGGAUGAGGGCAUCCUUGGAUUUUCUGGUAUGGUGCCACGCCCUUUGGACUUCCGCACAAUUGAUAUAAGGUUGGCUAUGGGUGCUUACUGUGGAUCUUGGGAGACUUUUUUUGAGGAUGUGCAAGAGGUAAUCCGUAAUCUGUAUGCUGCAUGUGCCAAUCGAACAGAUAUAGUGGAAAUGGUUGCAGAAUUCUCUAAGAGUUUUGAAUUGUAUAAGACAGAGGUGCUUGACCUUGUUCAGAGAUUUGAUUGUUACCUCUCUAAUGAGAAUACUGGUUCAGAAAUCCAUGAGGAGCUACAUGAUAUUCUGACUGCAGCGACCAAAUUACCUAAAGCUCCAUGGGAGGUGGGUAUUUGCAAAGUAUGUGGCAUUGAUAGAGACGAUCACGUUGUUCUCUUGUGUGAUGACUGCGACGCAGAGUACCAUACUUAUUGCCUGAAUCCACCACUAGCUCAUAUACCACGAGAAGACUGGUUCUGCCCAUCAUGCAUGUUAAAGCCAGAGAGAUCACAUCUUGACCAGGGUGCUCAGGAUUUUAAGCGACAACGAAAAGGAGCAGAGUCUCAUGCCUAUCAUGACAUGCUUAUUAAGUUAGCUGCAGCAGUGACACAAAAGGAGUACUGGGAGCUUAGCACACAAGAGAGAAUAGAUAUGCUGAAAUUUCUUUGUGAUGAAAUGCUCAACACAGUCCUGAUAAGAGAACAUAUAGGAAAAUGUCCAGAUAAGUUCAAUGAUCUCCAGAAGAAGUUUUAUGCUUUGAAUUAUGAAUUGAAGGAUUUGAAAGAUAAGGAGGAAAUGAGGACUUCAUAUGGUGAAAUGGAUAUAUCGGACCAGAUUUCAAAAGUGCAGGAGUCAAUUGGCACAGUAGAGUCGGAGCUUAAUAUGGCAUCCCUGAGAAGAGAUUUUCUGGGAAAGGAUUCCUUGGGUCGACUGUACUGGGUGUUAGGACGCUCUGGUAAACGUCCUUUACUGGUCGCUGGUGGGUCUACUUCUGAUUGUAAAGGGUGGAAUUCUGCAUCUGCCAUUGUUUAUGAAUCGGAUGAAGAAAUCCGUAGCCUUGUUGACUGGCUAAGGGAAUACGAUCCAAGGGAGAAGGAGCUGAAACGAGCUAUCCAGCAGUGGCAGUGGCAGCGGCUGAGGCAUCUUAAUCACCAGCUGGGUAAUUUUGUUCUCAGUGAUCCUCCAGUAUCAUCCAAGGGGUCGUCGAACAGCAGCGAGCAGCAGCUUAUGGAACUUCCCAGUACCAAGGCUGCAGCAAUUUUGGGGAAAACAUGCCGCUGCGACUGCUUAGAGCCUAUAUGGCCAGCUCAACAUCACUGCACAGCAUGUCACGAGACUUACUUCACAUCAACGGAGUAUGAAGAUCAUGCUGGAAAGUGCAAUGGACAUGUCAACAAGGAGAAGGAUUCUGUUCAUCCUAGCCCCACCUCUGACUCCACAAAACCGAUGAAGUCAUGCCCUUAUAACUUUGAAGAGAUUUGCAGAAAAUUUGCCACCAAUGAUUCAAACAAGGAGAUAGUGAAGGAUAUUGGACUUAUUGGAUCAAACGGAGUUCCGUCUUUUGUCCCUUCGCGUGCAGCUUUUAUUGAUCCUCCAGUCAUUCUGAAUAAAAACGAAAAGCAAGAUGACAUCCCAAAUGAUGAUUGGGUUUCCAACUCCUUAGUGGAAUGCCAGGCAAUGUCUGCACAAAAGUUAGGGCAGGAGAGGUCCAAUUCUGCGCAAAAUUGUCCUGCAGGUAGUACUUCCUGUGAUGAAAAUGUGUCAAAAUCUAAGGAGCCAGCCCCUGAUACUGACACUACUUCCAGUGACGAAGCAGCAUCUUCUGCAACAGACAAGCCAACAACAAGAUUGCUAGCUGUUAACGGUGGCUUGGUUCCGGAGUCAUCAUUGAGGCCUGUUACAGGAAGAAACUCACAUAUCCUAAAGCAACAGAAGAUAAAUUUGCUUGAUAUAGAUGCAGCGCUGCCCGAGGAAGCUUUGAGAGCCUCAAAGUCUCAACAAAUGCGAAGGCGUUCAUGGCGUGCUUUCGUCAAACAUGCAGAAUCAAUAUCCAAGAUGGUAUUGGCGACCAGCAUGUUGGAGAGAGUGAUUAAAUCCGAGUUCUUGAAGAAUGAUUGGUGGUACUGGUCCUCCUUCACAGUAGCUAUCAAGACCUCAACUGUAUCCUCGCUCGCUCUCAGGAUUUACACUCUCAACGACUGUAUCAUGUACACCAAGGAGCCUAACACCGUGGCGCCGGCUGACAGUACAAAGAUUGUGAACAGGGGGCAAACAAUGGAGCAGGCGUUUCCAGAUUCGCAGCAACUACAGUGGCAGGUGGCCGUGUGCUCCGGUGUGGAGGAGACCCAACUGGUGACGGCAGCAACAACCAUAGAGGAUGACCUCUGA